AUGGCCAAAGAUUCCGAUGCCGGAGCCUUCGCCGCCAAGGACUACCACGACCCUCCACCGGCCCCUUUCAUCGACCCCCACGAGUUCACUCAAUGGUCAUUUUACAGAGCCAUCAUCGCCGAAUUCAUCGCCACUCUCCUCUUCUUGUACGUCACUGUUCUCACUGUCAUUGGCUACAGUAGCCAGUCCGACAUUAAACAUAACGGCCAAAUCUGCGGUGGUGUCGGCAUUCUCGGCAUCGCUUGGGCUUUUGGUGGAAUGAUCUUCGUUCUUGUCUACUGUACUGCUGGAAUCUCAGGUGGGCAUAUCAAUCCUGCUGUGACAUUUGGGCUGUUUUUGGCUCGGAAAGUGUCGUUGGUGAGAGCUGUUUUGUACAUGGUUGCUCAAUGUCUUGGUGCCAUUUGUGGAUGUGCUUUGGUUAAAUCCUUUCAAAAGGGUCUUUACACUCGUUACGGCGGUGGAGCCAAUUCUCUCGCCGAGGGCUACAGUACCGGCACUGGCUUAGCCGCUGAGAUCAUCGGAACUUUCGUUCUUGUCUACACUGUCUUCUCUGCUACAGAUCCCAAGAGAAGCGCUAGAGAUUCUCACAUUCCAGUCCUAGCUCCUCUGCCAAUUGGGUUCGCCGUGUUCAUGGUUCACCUAGCCACCAUUCCAGUCACCGGCACCGGUAUUAACCCAGCUCGAAGCUUUGGUGCUGCAGUGGUUUUCAACGAGAGCAAGCCAUGGAAUGACCAUUGGAUUUUCUGGGUUGGGCCAUUCAUUGGAGCUGCAAUUGCUGCAUUUUAUCACCAAUUUAUUUUGAGAGCUGGAGCUGUUAAAGCGUUGGGAUCUUUCAGGAGUACUCAAAGUGUUUGAUGAUUUCGUUGAUGAGGAGAAUAGGGUUUGGCUUUGGAUCUACAAUGUUGAUGGAAAAUGUGUGAGAUUAGGGAAGACAUUUGAGUUUUAGUCUUCUAUUUUAUGGCACUUCUUUUUUAUCUGUGCCUUCACUUUCUUUUGCUGUGUUGUUAUGUUGUGUUCUUCAAUCCUCUUAACUUUUUCAACCACAUAUUUUGAAGCUUUUAUUUCUAAAA
Messenger RNA from Cucumis sativus (cucumber), 1070 nucleotides. It is a transcript of the gene PIP2-2, whose product is annotated as aquaporin PIP2-1-like. Gene Ontology annotation, cellular component: plasma membrane. Gene Ontology annotation, molecular function: water channel activity. The record is from RefSeq and is marked provisional. NCBI's taxonomy places the organism in Eukaryota, Viridiplantae, Streptophyta, Magnoliopsida, Cucurbitales, Cucurbitaceae. Gene Ontology annotation, biological process: transmembrane transport.